AUGACGAUAGUACCUGAAAACAUCAGUAUCAAAACAUCAUCAUUAGUUUCAACAUUUAUACUUAUACACAAUUACUUUUUCUAUUCUACUAGGGUGGUAAAAGAAGAGAUAGUAGAUGAUGACGCUCAUCUGCCAUGCUUCAACGGUCGAGUUGUCUCUUGGUUGGUAUCCGCUGAAGGUAGCAACGUCUCCGAUGGUGCGUCGCAAUGUACGGACUCUAUGGCACAUAGCGAAGCUAAACACGACCGUGUAGAUCAUACGACUCCUGGGCAUGGUAAUAGAGGAAACGCUCCGCUUUCACACGACGACACGUUGACGGAAACGGAAAGUAUUAUAAGUAGUCGACAAGGGCAUCACUUACAUAAAAGUUCGAGACAUCAUUCGGAAAAGUAUGAGAAAUACAAUAAAUAUAAUGGACUCCGGAUAAAUGGUCAUUCGAAACAUCGCUCUGGUCAUGGAUAUGAAACUGCUUCUAUCUUGAGUUCAGACUUGGAAACGACAACAUUUUUAGAAUCUGAUGAUGAUGCGAGCAGUCGUAUCACGUCGACAACGGGUCGGCACACCAAUAUGAGUAGCACGAUCGACAGGGGCACUCUUGAUCGACGUCGACCGCAAAGAAGACGUCGACACAGAUUACCACCUAUGUCUCGAACAUCGUCAUUCAGUAGUAUUACUGACAGUACAAUGUCCUUAAAUAUUAUAACUGUUUCAUUAAAUAUGGACACUGUUAAUUUUCUUGGUAUUAGUAUUGUCGGUCAAAGCAACAAAGGUGGAGACGGUGGAAUAUAUGUCGGUUCAAUAAUGAAAGGGGGAGCGGUUGCUUUGGAUGGUCGAAUAGAACCUGGUGACAUGAUUCUUCAAGUCAAUGACAUUAAUUUUGAAAAUAUGUCCAACGACGAAGCGGUGAGAGUGUUACGCGAAGUAGUGCAAAAGCCAGGACCAAUAAAACUUGUCGUUGCGAAAUGUUGGGACCCAAAUCCAAAAGGUUACUUCACGAUACCUCGCACAGAGCCGGUACGCCCCAUAGAUCCUGGUGCAUGGGUAGCGCACACGGCCGCUAUACGAGGCGAAGGUUUUCCGCCUCGUCCACCAAGUGCCACAACGUUAACUUCAACUUCGAGUAGUCUCGCGAGCACACUGCCAGAUACUGAACGACCCUUGGAAGAGCUUCACUUGACAAUUCAUACCGACAUGCCGACAAUAGUACGAGCGAUGGCUCGACCUGACUCUGGCUUAGAGAUACGCGAUCGAAUGUGGUUGAAAAUCACUAUUCCAAAUGCGUUUAUUGGCGCGGACGUCGUGGACUGGUUAAACACGCACGUGGAAGGAUUUCUUGAUCGACGCGAUGCCAGGAAAUAUGCGUCGCAUAUGCUAAAAGCUGGCUACAUUCGACAUACAGUGAACAAGAUAACAUUUUCCGAACAAUGUUAUUACAUAUUUGGUGAUUUGUGUUCAACCAUGAGUAACAUGAAGCUAGAUAAUGAUACGGUUAGCCCCUUGCCUCCGCCAAGCGCUUGGGAUAUGCCUUAUUCGGGAACGUAUGCCCCUCAUUCGGCGACAGGUUACAGUCCCAUGCCAUUUAAUUUUACAAAUGAGCCCACGGUAUACGGUUACCAUCGAGAAGAAAGCGUGCACAGUGGUUCAGGUGGUAGCAGUGCGGGGAGCGAACGCAUUUGCAAGGAACCUAUUCACGAUCUAAAAUCAUGUUCUUCGGCAUCAGAAUCGGAGCUGCAUAAUCCGUCGGUGCCGUCAAUGCCAAGUAAAAAUUCCGGCAACGGUAAUGGAUCGAACGGAAAGAGAUCCAACGGGAGCCGCAGUCGUUCCAGUGGUUCCGAACAAUCUGUUCAAACGGGAACAGGAUCGGCGAAUCAGCAGAAUCAGCAAGACUUAUCUGGGCGGCGUAUGCACGAGGAGAGUCAUACACAAACUAGUGAUUUGGACAACAAUAGCAGAGACGAUAUCUAUGAGGAAGACAUUUUGGAAUACCAGUUUUUACACAAGUAAAGCCCUUCGUUAAAAUAUACAUACUGAUGAUAACGCGACCAAUCGAACGAUUGAUCAAGGUAUAUUUCCAUUGACGGUUCAACGUUAGUUGAAUGGAAGUAGCACACGCGAAACGUAUAUUUAUAUAUUUAAUAGGCCAAUUUUGAUAAAAUAUCAUAGAAAGUAAAAAAUAUUAAAACUCAUAAUUAUAUAUGAUAUAACGACUAUACAUAAUAAAAUAUGGCCAUAAAGGUCAUCAUGAUAAUUAAAGUUUGUCUGACAAUGUUGCUACACCCAUAAUUCUCCGUCACUUGACGUUUACAAGUUUCUCCUUGAGAAAAGCGAGGGACGAAGAAGAAGAUAAAGAAUGAGUAAAAGAAGAUAAAACAAAAGACAGCCGCAUAUAUAAAUUGAAGAAAAAGCGAUACGAUAUUAAAAACAGGGAUAAGCAAACAAUGUGAACUAUAUACAUACGCUACCGCUCAAAAGUAUUUACUACCUUAAAUAAAUUUGAUUAGAGAUGAGUUUAUUAAUGAAAUUUUAAUGAAAAGGUCAAUUUGCUACAUAUCUUUAUUGGAUAGGUAGUUACAUGUUAUUCAAGCAACGUCAAACAAUGAUUUAACAAAAAAGUAAUAUUAUUUAGAAUUUUCGCCUCAUCAAUGUUUUUUAUUACAACCUUAACACAGUUUACGCAUCCUGUUGAUUAAUUUUGUAAUUAAUUUUUGGCUUCAAAAUACACCAACGCGAUGAUCUCGGAAAAUGUAUUUAUCAUUUAAGAUUCCGUACGCAAAAUAAUUUAUACAUAAAAUUAGGAAGUAAUUAAGAGAUACCAACAUAAUAUUAAUUUUGUGUAAGGUAAUAAAAUGAGUACAUGUAACAAUAAUCUUUACUUUAAAUCAAGAGACACGGUAUAGUGUCUCGCGCCAAGUACACGUUAAGUUUACUGCAAAAAACUAGAAUUUUUUCUAUUAUUUUCUGAGGUGGCAAAUACUUUUGAGCGGUAAUGUAUAAGGGAAAAAGUACAAUUAUUUCAUCGCAUCAUCUCAUCAUAUUAUAACCGAGAUCGGUUUCCGAGAGUUGAUGUGCCUUUUCCUAUCCCCUUAAAUUUUAAGUCGUACAGAUCAAUAUCAAUAUAUUAUCGAUAACGAUGUGUAAAUAAAUCGUACAAAUAGAA
Messenger RNA from Temnothorax curvispinosus, 3157 nucleotides. It is a transcript of the gene dsh, whose product is annotated as segment polarity protein dishevelled homolog DVL-3-like. The coding region runs from base 1 to 2004 and encodes 667 amino acids. The transcript is spliced from 11 exons. Gene Ontology annotation, cellular component: cytosol. Gene Ontology annotation, molecular function: frizzled binding. NCBI's taxonomy places the organism in Eukaryota, Metazoa, Arthropoda, Insecta, Hymenoptera, Formicidae. The record is from RefSeq and is a predicted model, not a curated record. Gene Ontology annotation, biological process: intracellular signal transduction; canonical Wnt signaling pathway.